GUCAGCCCAGCCUACACAUGAAAAACUUAAAUACUGUCCACUCCAAACAAUCAGAAAAAUAUUGUUUUUAUUCUAUUCAAUGAACUUCUUGAAACUUAGCACUGAAGGGGUUGUUUCUGUAUUCAUAGGUUUGUAGAACAAUAGGAUUAAGGUCUUUUUCUCAACUCUGUUCAUGUUAUAACAUUUUUGCUGUGAAGAAGAGGCAUGUGAUCUCUGUUGAGUCAAAUUCAGUUUUGAGAACUGCAAAAGUAAACCAAGCACCUGCGAUAAUAUCUUGUAGGCAGAGAAACUGCCCAAUAAUCUUACAAAAACCUCUGGAAGAGCAUGACAUUGUGAAUGGAUUAAUUGAAUUUAUUUAGCCCCAAAAUUAAACAUAUACAACCUUAUUCUACAUAGUUAAAAAACUAAUCUUUAUUUCAUGAUGGAAUAACCUUUGGGUGGUAAUAUAUUUUCCUCAAAAAGCAUUUUAUUUAAAAAAAUCCAAUUUAAAUCAAAAAAAUCGAUUUAAAUCAAAAAAAUCUGAUUUAAAUCAAAAAAAUCCGAUUUUUUUGAUUUUUUUAAAAAAAUCAUUGAUUUUUAUCCACCCUGUUUGAGGCACAAGGAUAGGUUGAGAGAGGUUGGGGAAUUAGCAUAAUAGGGAUUAGGUUAGUUGGUUAGAUUUGCAAGAGAAAAGAAGAAGCUGGAGGAUAGGUGUGAUUGUAGGAGAAUCAUGACAGAUUAGUGUCUUGAGUGUGGAAUGUCAGAUACAAUUGACUGCUGUUAAUGGGUUGUUUCUUAUAUACAGUAAAUGAUUUGUGUGACUGGGGUACUGGCUUGAUGUUUAAAUAUGCUAAUCCAGAGAGGUACAAUGCCAUAAUGCUUCUAGAACAUUAAGAAAUAUACAUGUAGUGGUUUUUGUUUAUAAAUACAAGCAAACAGUGUUUUGGCUAUAUAUAGAUACUUAUUAAAUUAUAAUGCAGAGUUCAAUUUGAGGCAUUCUUGGGACCAAUGUAAAUUUAAUGGGAUUCAUAAGCUUCAGGAGCAGUCUUGUAGGACUAUCCAUCAGAGCUGUAAACAUUUAUGAAAUCUUGCUUGGUAUUCUUCGAUUUCUCAAAACUGAGCAUUAAUGAAAGCUUGGAGAUUGAGAUGGUGGCUUAGAGUGCAGUUAGACAAUUGAUUUAUCAUUCUGGAUGCAAGACUACAGCACCUGUGACUAUUCUGUGAUCCCAUGGUCACUGUUGAGUUCCUCAUUCUCCAUUAAUCUCUGUUGAGAGCUGCAUUUUGGAUCUCUUUUAAAUUCUCUAUUUAUUGGAAGGAGAAAAUCUGGAAGGGCAGAUGUGAAAUUGGACAGUGUUUUGGAGUAAUAACUGUUGAGUUUGUUUACCCAUUGCAUAUACAUUUUAGUUGCCUUAGAAAUGGUACAAUUAAAGCAUGAGAUAAAAUUAAUGAAUGUAUCCUGCCUAUAAACAGAUUCUACUUAAGAUAUAUUGAACACACUAAGAUCAUUAAUAUAUAUAGUGCUAUCAGUAUUCAUCACUAUAAAGAUCUGCUGUAUAAAAUGUCUGUCAUAUAGCAAGGCUUAGGUUCCCUAAAGAAGUUCAUUAUCUUGGCACAUACAUAGUUAAUAUGCCAUGAUGUUUAGUAUUAACAAUAGGUGGUUUGUGAAUAACUGCUGUUAAUAACAUUAUCACUGUUAGUACUUGCUGCAUUUCUUUUUUCUUUCUUUUUUACUUUCUGCAUUUCAUUUCUUUGCUAUUUUCAAUCCUCCCAGCUUUGUGUGGACUCUAGACCAGGCAUGGGGAAUCUCUGGCCUGUGGGCCUAAUUAGAUUUAGUCAGGAUAGUUAUUUGAUCUGCAAGACUCCGCCUCCAAUUCAUGUUCUCCUACCCUGCACCUGAUGUUGUAUAUGAUGGCAAGUGCGGGGCAGGUAAGGACCCUGCUCACUACUGAAAGUGAAGUUGGCAGGUACUGCUGAUCAGCUGGUUCAUGGCACUUACAAAGCUUUGUGUCUUUGCCCUACCAUCAAAGAAAAAACUUCAUCUGACAUAAUAGUGACAUUCAGGGGCUUGGCAGGUAGCUGGGGCCUCCCACCUGUCAAAAUGGCCUCUGAGGAUAGGAGAGGUGAAGAUCCAGCCUACUAGCUGCGGAAAGAUCCCUAUACCUGCUAUGGUCCAUGAAAGCUAUUAUUCCUCAAUAAAUUUGUUAGGUUUUAAGGUGCCUCAUUACUAAUUUUUCUUUAUACAACAAUGCAUGUAGACAAUAACAUCUUAAUCGUGUACAGUUAACAUGCCAGGAAGUGAAAUCUGCUUUUUUAAAAUCAAAGACCAUCUUGACAGUGAGUCCUUGAAGACUUGCUCCCUGUCUUGCAAGCCUUUUCUUACCUGGCCUGGGAGGGUGGGGCUCUGAAUGACUCUAGCUAUGAAAGCUGAGCCUGCUGAACAGAAUCUUGGGCUAGCGGCUAGAGAAUUAUUUAGGAUUUUGUUGGGAGGGGGCUAUUGCUGUUGUUUCUGUUAAUUUUUUGGAUCUUUAUUUUGGAACUUGUAAUUUAUGUGGAAUUGGUCCAGUUUGGUUGUGUACUUUUUGAUUUUAUGCUUAUGACUACUUUUGUUUUGUUGGUAGUUACGUAAUUUUGAAUAUGUUGAGUAUAGUCUUAAAUUUGGAAAGACGGCAUACAAAUAAAAUGAUUGAUUGAUUUUACCUGGCUUUAGCAGUGUUAAAGUAAGAAAACUUCAUGAAAUUUAUAUUAAUGGGACCCUCUCAGUCAAAAUCUCACAAAAUUUUGUUUAAAGCUCUUUGUCAGAGAAAACAAGUGUGUGUGUGUGUGUGUGGGGGGGAAGCAAAUUUGAAAGCAGCAAUAAAAUGUCCGCCCUGGUUUCUUGGUUGUAUUUUGUGUAGGCUGCAUUACCUUAAAGGAGCUGCUGUUUUACCUUUCAAGAUUCAAUACUCUUUGAGGGCAAGGGUGGCAUUUUCCUGCCCUGCCCUUCUAGCCUCUGCCUGCUGGUUGGUGCCAGUGUAACGCAGCCAGCAUGGAAUGCCUUCUUGUGCUGCAUGAGCAGAGGUGCCAUUGGCAGGUUCUCUGCUGGAUCCUGAGUUGGUCCUGCGGUUGUCACAUUGGACCAUUGCUGCGCCAGCUCCAAGCUAGCCCAGCAAUUUGCAACCCCCAUGUGUGUGACAACGCUGUAGGUAUAGCUGUGGUUUUGAUGUUCAUUUAAACCUCUCCCCACCCUCAGCAACCACACCCUUUUAUUUGUACUAGUUCAACUUUGUUGUGGAGUGGCAGGGUUGGGCAUUUUCUUGACCAAAAAUAUUUGAUUGAUUGGUCAAAUUGAUAAUUUUUAAAACAACAACAAACCCAGAAACUUUAUUACAGUAAUAGAAAAUGUACUUUAAUAAUCACAUUAGAUAAUUACAAAUUUUGUUUUACGUAAGUUAACUAUAAGAUACACCAAAAAUAUAGAAAAGGUUGAGAGCAUAUAUGAAACAAAGCCCUUAAAUAAAUUAGCAGAUACUUAGCUGGCAAAAACCUGGCAAAAGACAGCCAAGGAAGGGGUUGUCCUUGCUUCACAAGGCCAAGUAGGAGGGACACAGAGAAGGGCAUCUCUUUCUGAUCUUAGGAAGAGCAUAGAAUGAUAAGGGAACAGAAAUAUUAUCAGUUUUCCUGGACCCAGGCCAUAUAGGGUUUUUAAAGUAGUCACAACCACUUUUAAGGGUGCCCAGAAGAAAAUGGGCAACCAGUGCAGGUGUUGUAACAUAUGUAUUGGUGCAUUGGUGCAUGGAAGAAACUCGAUCUCAGGACGCAAGGGAGAAACGUGCUAAGAGGAAGGCAUGCUUGGCAAAUCCACACCGUGAUCAACUCGCGCCCGGAAACCAAUGUCCCCACUGUGGAAGGACGUGUGGAUCCAGAAUUGGCCUCCACAGUCACUUACGGACCCUUUGUUAAAAUCGUGUUUAUGGAAGACAAUCUUACUCGACUACGAGUGAUCGCCAAAGAAGAAGAUCUCUCCAAGAACAGAUUUACUGAAAUUCCUCCUGAUGUGUGGCAGUUUUCACCACUUGAGACAUUGAACCUCUAUCACAACUGCAUCAAAUCAAUCCCUGAAGCAAUUAAAAAUCUGCAAAUGUUAACAUAUCUAAAUAUCAGUCGAAAUCUUUUAUCAACAUUGCCAAAAUACUUGUUUGAUCUGCCACUUAAAGUUUUGGUUGUCAGCAAUAAUAAACUUGUGUCCAUUCCCGAAGAAAUUGGAAAAUUGAGAGACAUAAUGGAAUUGGAUAUUAGCUGUAAUGAGAUCCAAGUCCUUCCCCAGCAAAUUGGAAAGCUGCAGUCACUACGAGAAUUAAAUUUAAGAAGAAAUAAUAUUCAUAUACUACCUGAUGAAUUAGGAGACCUUCCCUUGGUCAAGCUGGACUUCUCAUGUAAUAAAAUCACAGAAAUACCUGUGUGUUUCAGGAAGCUACAUCGCUUGCAAGUCAUAAUUUUGGACAAUAAUCCAAUGCAGAUACCACCAGCACAGAUAUGUUUAAAGGGCAAAGUACACAUAUUUAAAUUCCUCAGCAUUCAGGCAUGCCUCAGAAUAGAUAAAAAGCCGGAUUCCUUGGAUCUUCCAUCCCUGGGUAAAAGAAUUCCUUCCCAGCCGCUCACAGACAGUAUGGAAGAUUUUUAUCCAAAUAAAAACCACGGCCCAGACUCUGGCAUUGGCAGCGAUAAUGGGGAUAAAAGGUUAUCCACAACAGAACCAUCCGAUGAUGACACAAUCAGCCUUCACUCUCAGGUAUCAGAAUCGACAAGGGAGCAGACACUCAGAAAUGACAAUCAGUUACUAGGAAAUAAACCUGAACUGCAUAAAGACCCAGAAGUGUGUGAUUACCUUGACCCCAGCUCAGAGGAUGUGGCUUCCUGUGAUCAAGGAGAUGUACAAACUGGGCCAUCGAUCUCGUAUAUUAAGGAAGGAGCAAAGCAGACUGAGAAGUCUCAGAAAACAGAAGAAAAUGAAAACUGGGGAGAUGAGAAGAGGGUUCAGAAGGAUCAAGUAUUGGCAGAGGAAGAUGAUGAACUGAAGGAAGUGACUGACCUAAGGAAAAUAGCUGCCCAGCUGCUUCAACAAGAACAGAAGAACAGACUUCUGAAUCACUCUACGUCAGCAAGUACAAGAAAUAGACCAAAACAGACCAUGGAAUCAGAAAAAAGCCUUUCAGCAGAUGAAGCAAAUUCUCCAUCAUCCCCAUACAGUUGGAAGUCACUGGAGAAUCGGAAGGACCACCCAGAUGAGCAGCACUGGCCGGACAUGCAGCCAGUUAUCUGGCAAAAUGAGGAGAGGAGGCGGAGCAAGCAAAUCAGAAAAGAAUAUUUCAAGUACAAGUCUUCCCGGAAGAGUUCAAGUGGCAAUGAAAAUGAUGAGCAAGACAGUGAUAAUACUAAUGUGUCCCCACAGUCUCCUGUGUCGUCCGAGGAUUAUGAAAGGGCCGAUGGCAGUUCUCAUGGUCCUUUUGGACUGAAGCCCAGAUCAGCUUUUGGCCGCUCUCGCCAGGACUACGGUGCUGUAGACCCCGGAUUCACAAUGAGGAGGAAAAUGGAGCACUUAAGGGAAGAGAGAGAACAAAUAAAGCAGCUGCGCAAUAAUCUAGAGUCGCGAUUGAAGGUCAGUUUGCCAGAUGACAUUGGAGCAGCAUUAAUGGAUGGGGUGGUUCUGUGCCAUUUAGCUAAUCAUAUAAGACCUCGAUCUGUUGCCAGUAUUCAUGUCCCUUCACCAGCUGUGGUGAGUAACCAUCUAUUCUCAAAACCAGCAUGGCUGUUCCCUUUUUUUACACCCCUUCACAGUGCAUUUAUGUAAGCCUCCUUAUAACCUUGUGAGUUAAGAUUAGUUGGCUCCCUUGACCAACUACAUUCUUUCUGCAGCUCCCCUGUGGGGCUCAGGAGCCUGGUUCCAUCACCCAUUUCAUGCAGAGCUGGCGGCCUCUCCCCCUUUAUCAAACACCCUCAUUUGUGGAUUGUUCCCUCAGUCUCCUCUCCUCUCCUCUUUGGGAGCCCUCUGGGCAGCUGCUGCUGCCAUCCCUGGUCUCUGAGCUGGUGCCCCCCCCACCCCAAAGAGAGGUGCCUCCCAGUGGCACCAUUCGCCUGCAGAGCUUAUAGCCAGGGCUGCUGCUGUAAAAA
Messenger RNA from Zootoca vivipara (common lizard), 6126 nucleotides. NCBI's taxonomy places the organism in Eukaryota, Metazoa, Chordata, Lepidosauria, Squamata, Lacertidae. The record is from RefSeq and is a predicted model, not a curated record.